Messenger RNA from Trachymyrmex septentrionalis, 5794 nucleotides. RefSeq lists its product as uncharacterized. Gene Ontology annotation, cellular component: plasma membrane; dendritic spine; cytoplasm. Gene Ontology annotation, biological process: chemical synaptic transmission. NCBI's taxonomy places the organism in Eukaryota, Metazoa, Arthropoda, Insecta, Hymenoptera, Formicidae. The coding region runs from base 181 to 4809 and encodes 1542 amino acids. The record is from RefSeq and is a predicted model, not a curated record. The transcript is spliced from 18 exons. Gene Ontology annotation, molecular function: protein binding.
CGUGUGUGAUUCGCGCUCGCGGCUUCCGGAUUAUCGCGGCUAGUUUAGCGGGUGCCCCCCGAGGAGAUUGGGACAGCAGUAGUGAACCGUGCCUUAAAUACAGUGACCAGUGUAUGCCUUGAACGCGACGCGACAAAAAAGAAUGGACAUCCUGCUGCGAGACAUGAAUGCGCCGUGGCGAUGACAAGCCUGAUCUUGGAGAACGCCGACUUGAAUCGACUCUUUCCGAAAUGCCGGCCUAGGGGCGGUCCACCCCCGGCCCCGGGGGCCUCCACGCAGAGCAGCCAGCAGCCGCAUGACAGCCCCUGCCAGACGGAGGCCGUCGCUAUCACCACCACCGUCACCGCCGCGACCGCCGCAACAGCCGCUGUCACCAUCGCCUCUACGAACACGUCGACGAGCGCCUCCGCGAUAUCGGACGACAUGAUCGACCUCGAGCGCGACACCUCCGACAGGACGGCGAGCGUGGUGCCCGGUUUCACGGUCGAGGGCCAACUGCCGCACGCCACGAAGCCGCUUUCGUCGAGCUCCUCCUCGGCGUCCGGACGCAGUGAGGACGCGCCACAAUACGGUAGCCUGCCGGGUAGUGAUCAUCAGGGACAAUCGCAGCAAGACGAUAGCGAACCCGAGGGAAGCCCUGUGUACAUUUUGACCUCGGCCAAGGGAGGCCCUAGCUAUAAGCUUCGGGAUUCGAGAAUUAUAGAGAUCGCUGGUGGCCGAGAGGUAUUCUCGCAGAGCCGAGGGAAGGUGGCAGCUAGAAAGUCGCGAUUUCUGGCUGCGUCAAAUUCCAUAAAUAAUGAGGAUAAUAUUCAAACUGAUAAUAAGUUGUCUGUUAAGAAGAAUAAUAAGUCUCCUAACUCGCAGACCAUAUGGGAGCUACGAAGUCGAUGCGGUGAAACCAGAAAGCAACGUGCAAAUCGAGAAGUGACGGAGACCGUGUUUGCUUCCGAGGUACAUUCGGUGCGACGUAACGCUACGAAAUCCAUUCUCGAUUACGACUCUCCUAAAAGCAACCGCAGCAAUCGCAUAAUUAAUUACGAUUCAAUCUUGAAUAGCAAUAAUGUAGAAUAUACCAUACCAAAAAGUAUUACCGAUUUGGACUAUGGAUUACCAAAGAGCUGCGUAGAUUAUCAAUCGAAUCACAACACCCCCGCGAGAAGUAUGGCUAUUGUCAGCGACGGCGAAGUUGUGGUAUUCGAUGAUAUCGAUGACAAUUGGCAGGGGUUGCGAUUGGAUUUGGCGUCGAGCAAUACGAAUCAAGUUACGACGACGAAUCUAGACUUGGAGACAGACGAUUCGCAAAGAGGUCGUAUUGCACCGGAACCACCGAGUUCCAGCGUUGGAAGUACUCCUAGUCCUACGACGGCAUAUCAUCGCAAUACUUCAGAAUUUUUCAAAGUUGUUACACCAGCGAGUGAUUGCGAAGCAGAUUCUCCUUCUCCAGAACGUAAUCAUAAGGUUGCGAGAGUAAUUGGUGAAUUACCAAUCGCUCAGUAUUCUGGCAGCCCGAGACGUUAUGGAGUUCGUGAAAAUACACAGCUUCCUAGCUUAUUAUCAUCACCUUCAAUGUAUAUGACACCGAGACCUGGUUUCCCUCAAAGAGUAUUGCCAACAACACCAAAUCACAAUGAGAAGGAAGAUACUUCUGCAGAAAUCGUAGUAGACAAGACUGUGAUAGAAAAUAUUAGCACUGAAGAUCAGCCUAUACAUUCUUCAUCUCCAUCACCAAAGGUCGAAGAGGAAGAGGAAGAUUCUUUAAAGCCAUCAACUUUGCCUGCUGAUAACAUAAGCAGUCUUGUCUCGCCGGGAGGUAGCACCUUCGACUAUUUAUAUGAAUUUUCAGAGACACGGAAAGUGUUAGAAGAAUUCUUCAAAUGUCCGGCGCCGACGAAAGAAAAAGAAAACAAUAUAGAAUCCUUUCCUUUUCAGGAUCUUGAUUAUGAAUUAAGAAGGCAAGGUGGAAGUGCAUAUGUUGGUCAACGAUUAGCCAGUGGUCCACCUGCAACAGAAGAGGUUAUGGUACAUGAGUCUCCUAAAAAGCAACGGGCAGAAUUUCCGCAAAAUACAGGUGAACAUGAAAACAACUUUUUGGACCUCUCAGUAGGUACUGGCAGCAGUGAAGAUCUUGGAGAGACUGAGGUUGGCUUGCAAGUGGGACACUCGCGUAAUUUUACACUAAGCCCCGAGACAACCGACUGUGACAGUAAUUGCGGCGACUUGGACAGCGAGGUAUCCCUCAUGAUGAUGGAUAAUGAAUUGAUGCCAGCAAGUGGCCUUCUCGGAUCGGUCGGCGAUUUGGGGAAUAAUUCGGAUUCCCUGAGAAUAUACACUAGUAUGCCGGUAUUAGAAGACGGCCUGUCUAGUGGACACGCGAGUGAUACUGACAACAAUAAUCCUACUGUGAUGCUUAUGAAACGGCAAAUAAACGAGAUAGAGAAAGAGAUCAUACAGAGAACUCGUAACGACAUGUUAGGUACGAAUGAGAAUGACUCUGGGAAAGACGUUAGUCUAAAUGUAACAAAGGAUAUUUUACACACGUUGAAGACUACAUCUCCUGAUCUAUUUGUCGCGAAGAAGGAAAAUUCGUACGACACGAACGAGCUCCAACUCGAUGGAUUGGAUCCUCUGGGCACGCCGCCGCCUCCGGCACCUCAAGGACGACAGAGUGUAUCCUUAGAAGUAAAUUGUGGAGAGGUGGAAGCAGCCAUCAAAGAUAUUAGAAUGGCCUUACAAAGGACUAAAGCUCUACCUGUGAAAUCACCAUCGGAAGAACCACCAGAACCGAGCGUUAGUCCGAUAUGGAUACCAAGUAUAAUGGAUGGCAGGCGGAGAGUCUGUAUGGAAAGCAAUAGCGAAGAAUCUGAUGCGCGUCGUAUAGGUGACGAAGCUGAUGUAGAAAUUGAGGAAUGUCCAGACGAAGAGGAAGCGGAUACCGAUCUUGAAACAGAUCGAUUGCUCGGACAACAAAGAACGGACGAUCAAGGAUUUUACGACGAUAAGGGGUGGAGGAAGCCUAAGACUAGGACUAUGUUACCACCAAUGAAUGCGAAAGUCGCUACUCCAAAACAAACUCCUCCUAAAUCUUUGAGUGUCGCCCCGAUAGAAACGCUAGCGCCUUCCGAGCCCAUACCCUCGACGUCUGCCUCGAUUUCCCCUCCUCUUGUAGUGUCUGUUAUACAAUCGUCGUCUUCUAACGAGUGCGAAGUAGCCACUCCCGCGCAACCUACAUCGAGUCCGCAGAAGACCCCAGUCAAAAACUCCCCCUCAUCCCCUCAGAGCCUCAAGGAAUCCAACAACAAGGUGAAAAAGGAUAAGGAAGGAAAGAAAAAGAGCAGAAACAAAGAAGACUUGUUGGAUGAUCCAUCAGUGUUGAUCGAAGGUGUCCUGUUCCGUGCGAGGUACUUAGGAUCCACGCAAUUAGUAUGCGAAGGUCAACCGACGAAGUCUACCCGCAUGUGUCAAGCAGAGGAAGCCGUUUCCAGAAUAAAGGAUGAUGGGCCAGUGCCGAUGCAGGCAACACUCUUAAACUAUGGGGGGCAGCAUGGGUAUGGUCGCUGCAGCAUUGCCUCGCAAGGAAGCCUAGAGGAGGACGAGUGCGACUCGAGCGAAGAACUUAUAGGAAGCGCUUCUGGUGGGGGCCAGUCCGAGUCACAAGCGCUUGGGGCCCAGCCGAAACUGGCCCCGAUCAGUGGCUGCUUGGGGCCCACAACCGUUUUCAGACUACAGUUUCUUGGGUCGGUGGAGGUGGAAGAGGAAGGGGGACGUAAACGGCGUAAGCGCCUUAAGAACCACAUGGUGGAGGAGGCUGUGACAAAAAUAAAGGCGCUGGCACCGGACGGUGACACUCAGCCAAGCACGGAGGUAGAUCUGUUUAUAUCAACGGAGAAGAUCAUGGUUCUUAACACCGAUCUAAAGGAGAUCAUGAUGGAUCAUGCGUUACGUACGAUUUCAUACAUAGCGGAUAUCGGUGAUCUGGUAGUGCUAAUGGCACGGCGACGUUUCGUGCCGCACGAAAUGGAAGAAGUACCAAAAAUCAAUCGAACUCCAAAGAUGAUAUGUCACGUUUUUGAAAGUGAGGAGGCUCAAUUUAUAGCACAAAGUAUUGGACAAGCAUUCCAAGUAGCUUACAUGGAGUUCCUAAAAGCAAAUGGGAUAGAGGAUCAUAGCUUUGUUAAGGAAAUGGAUUACCAAGAGGUGCUCAAUUCGCAGGAGAUAUUCGGCGACGAGCUGCAAAUGUUCGCAAAGAAGGAGAUGCAGAAAGAGGUAGUGGUACCGAAAGCAAAGGGAGAAAUCCUCGGUGUUGUGAUCGUUGAGUCCGGAUGGGGCUCGAUGCUGCCAACCGUAGUCAUAGCAAAUUUGGCACCGGCCGGUGCCGCCGCACGUUGCGGUCAACUUAACAUCGGUGAUCAGAUAAUAGCGAUUAACGGCGUAUCGUUAGUCGGCUUGCCUUUGUCCACGUGUCAGACUUAUAUAAAAAAUUCAAAGAAUCAAACGGUCGUCAAGCUAACUGUCGUGCCGUGUGCACCUGUAGUCGAAGUGAAAAUCAAGAGACCCGACACGAAAUAUCAGUUAGGAUUUAGUGUACAGAACGGAGUGAUAUGUAGUCUAUUGAGAGGUGGUAUCGCCGAGCGGGGCGGAGUACGAGUGGGACAUAGGAUAAUUGAAAUCAAUAAUCAGAGUGUUGUUGCUGUACCGCACGAAAAGAUUGUUAAUCUUCUGGCUACGUCAGUGGGAGAGAUUUUGAUGAAAACGAUGCCCACAUCGAUGUUUAGGCUGUUGACCGGCCAGGAGUCUCCGGUGUACAUAUAAAAAGCGUUCAGUUGCCUGGCUGAUGCGUAGUGAACAGACAAUACAUCCACCAUCCACUACCAUACUAUCCGCUACCUUUAUUGUACAGGUUAUUCUAUGCAAAUCGCUUUGUGUUUUCGAUUCUUAUGGGACGAUUCGAUACAUUCACCAGCUCCUGCUUAGUAAACGAGACCUACAUAGGUACGUCGCAGAAACGUUACUAAAUAUCUACUCAAGCAUAAUUUAUAUGAUUAUCAAUUAUUGUAAGAGAUAUACGUAUAGUACUUAUCAAUGAGAUUCUCUAUAACACAUAUGUUCCCUGAAAUCUUGCGAGCUAUUGUUUCAAUAACGAUCAAUGCAUUACGUCAAUGCUACCGAUUUAUCGUCUAAGCGGUGUAAAAAUUAUGGCGAAAUUGCCGCAAUUAGGCGAUCAGGCAUUUUAUUUGUUACGAGUCUAGCGAAACGAUAGGGGAAAAAAAUAUUGAUUUUCAGUACACAACAAGUGGAUGUUACAGAGAAUCGCAUUAUUCGCGCCAAGAAAGAUAGGUGAUGCAAAUGAGGCAAUUGCACAUGAUUAUAAAUAGCACAAAGCUCUUUACCAACAGCUGGAGCAGGGCUGGAACUGUAUAUUACGUAGUUUAAUGACGUAGUAAUAUUUAUAAAAAGGAUCUCCCUCUAUCUCUCAUGGAGACACUUUAAGCUAAAGCGUUUAUUUAAUCUUUUUUAUCUUUAAGGCCGGCGAAUACUUGCGGCGCGAUGCCCGAGUAUAUUAAUUUGUACUAAAAUUAUUAUCUACUGUAGUAACUUCGGACGCGUAAAUCUCGUGAUAAAUAACGCCAUAGUAAUUAUAUAGAAGAGCACAUUAACGUAUUCGUACUGAGGAAUGUUUAAACGAGAGGAAUUUUUUAAACGAGUAAAUUAUAAUAUGUUUUGCAAUACAUUUAGCUGAUUUUCGGUAAAAGAUAUAAUAAAUUGCGUAUCAUUGAAUACACGAAAAUGUCAUUGG